CGACGCCAGGCGCUGGCCGUGGUGCUGAUUCUGUCAGGCGCUGGCGGCGGCGGCGGCGGCCCCGCUGCUCUCCCCCGGACUGGCUCUGCCCCCCAACCCUCGUGCCCACCCCUCUCCCAGUCCCUAGUCCCCCUACCGCGGCCCCGACCCGGGGCGCGGCCGCAAGCAGCACCAUGCGCCCAGCAGCCCUGCUGCUCCUGCCCUCGCUGCUGGCGCUCCUGGCUCACGGACUCUCCUCAGAGGCUCCGAUCACGGGGGAAGGUCAAGCCACGGGCAUCAGGGAGAUGGAUGGGGAGCAGACCGCAGCCCCUACACCUGAGCAGUCAGACCGAGGCGUCCACUUCGUCACCACAGCCCCUACUCUCAAGCUGCUCAACCACCACCCACUUCUGGAGGAAUUUCUUCAAGAGGGGUUAGAAAGGAACGAGGAAGCGCCGAGGCCGGCACUGCCCUUCCAGCCAGACUCACCUACACCCUUUACCCCGAGCCCCCUUCCCCGCCUCACCAACCAGGACAACCGCCCCGUCUUUACCAGUCCGACUCCAGCUGUGGCGGCGGCACCCACUCAGCCCCACUCCAGGGAGAAACCUUGGAACUUAGAGUCCGAGCCCCCUGUGCUUUCUAUCACAUCUCCCCUCCCCCCGGGGCCGAAUAUGGCAGUGCCCACACUGCACCCAGAGGACAGACCCAGUACUACACCUCCCAGCCAAGCAUGGACUCCAACCCAGGAGGGUCCUGGAGACAUGGGCAGACCUUGGGUUCCAGAGGCCAUGUCUAAGACCACAGGGCUUGGUAUCGAGGGAACCAUUGCCACUUCCACAGCUUCAGGGGAUGACGAAGAGACCACCACCACCAUCAUUACCACUACCGUCACCACAGUUCAGCCAUCAGGCCCCUGUAGCUGGAAUUUCUCAGGCCCGGAGGGCUCUCUGGAUUCCCCCUCGGCCCCCAGCUCACCCUCUGAUGCUGGCCUGGACUGUCUCUACUAUAUCUCUGUCUACCCUGGAUAUGGAGUAGAGAUCAAGGUGGAGAACAUCAGCCUUCAGGAAGGGGAGACCAUAACUGUGGAGGGCCUGGGGGGACCUGACCCACUGCCCUUGGCUAACCAGUCUUUCCUGCUGAGGGGCCAAGUUAUCCGCAGCCCCACCCACCAAGCGGCCCUGAGGUUCCAAAGCCUUCCACUGCCCGCUGGGCCUGGCACUUUCCAUUUCCGCUACCAAGCCUAUCUCCUGAGCUGCCACUUUCCCAGACGUCCAGCUUAUGGAGAUGUGACUGUCACCAGCCUCCACCCAGGAGGCAGCGCCCGCUUCCACUGUGCCACUGGCUACCAGCUGAAGGGUGCCAGGUUUCUCACCUGUCUCAAUGCCACCCAGCCCUUUUGGGAUUCCCAAGAGCCUGUCUGCAUUGCUGCUUGUGGCGGAGUGAUCCGGAAUGCCACCACUGGCCGCAUUGUCUCUCCUGGCUUCCCGGGGAACUACAGCAACAACCUCACGUGCCACUGGUUGCUAGAGGCUCCUGAGAGCCAGCGGCUGCACCUGCACUUUGAAAAGGUCUCCCUGGCAGAAGAUGACGACAGGCUCAUUAUCCGCAAUGGAAAUAACGUGGAGGCCCCACCAGUGUACGAUUCCUAUGAGGUGGAAUACCUGCCCAUUGAGGGCCUGCUCAGCUCUGGCAGACACUUCUUCGUGGAGUUCACUACUGACAGCAGCGGGGCAGCUGCAGGCAUGGCCUUGCGCUAUGAGGCCUUCCAGCAAGGACAUUGCUAUGAGCCCUUUGUCAAAAACGGUAACUUCAGCAGCAGUGCACCGUCCUACCCUGUGGGUACCACUGUGGAGUUCAGCUGUGACCCUGGCUACACCCUGGAGCAGGGCUCCAUCAUCAUCGAAUGUGUCGACCUCCACGACCCCCAGUGGAAUGAGACAGAGCCAGCCUGCCGAGCCGUGUGCAGCGGGGAGAUCACAGACUCUGCAGGCGUGGUGCUCUCUCCAAACUGGCCGGAGCCUUAUGGCCGAGGGCAGGACUGCAUCUGGGGUGUGCAUGUGGAGGAAGACAAGCGCGUCAUGCUGGACAUCCGAGUGCUGCGCAUAGGCUCUGGGGAUGUACUGACCUUCUAUGAUGGGGAUGACCUGACAGCCCGGGUCCUGGGUCAAUACUCAGGGCCCCGUGGACACUUCAAGCUCUUUACCUCCAUGGCCGAUGUCACCAUCCAGUUCCAGUCAGACCCUGGGACCUCGGCGCUGGGCUACCAGCAAGGAUUUGUCAUCCACUUCUUUGAGGUGCCCCGCAAUGACACAUGUCCAGAGCUACCCGAGAUCCCCAACGGCUGGAAGAACCCAUCACAGCCUGAACUGGUACACGGCACAGUGGUCACCUAUCAGUGCUACCCUGGUUACCAGGUGGUGGGAUCCAGUAUUCUCAUGUGCCAGUGGGACCUAAGCUGGAGCGAGGACCUGCCUUCAUGCCAGAGAGUGACAUCCUGCCAUGACCCAGGGGAUGUGGAGCACAGCCGACGCCUCAUAUCCAGUCCCAAGUUUCCUGUGGGAGCAACCGUGCAGUAUAUCUGUGACCAGGGGUUUGUGUUGACGGGUAGUGCUAUCCUCACCUGCCAUGACCGUCAAGCGGGCAAUCCCAAGUGGAGUGACAGGGCCCCCAAGUGUCUCUUGGAACAGUUUAAGCCAUGCCAUGGCCUCAGUGCCCCUGAGAAUGGUGCCCGCAGCCCUGAGAAGCGGCUCCACCCAGCAGGGGCCACCAUCCACUUCUCCUGUGCCCCUGGUUAUGUGCUGAAGGGCCAGGCCAGCAUCAAAUGCGUGCCUGGACACCCCUCACAUUGGAGUGACCCCCCACCCAUCUGUAGGGCUGCCUCUCUGGAUGGGUUCUACAACGGCCGUAGCCUGGAUGUUGCCAAGGCACCUGCCACCUCCAGUGCCCUGGAUGCUGCCCACAUGGCAGCUGCCAUCUUCCUACCAUUGGUGGCCAUGGUGUUGCUGGUGGGAGGAGUGUACCUCUAUUUCUCCAGACUCCAGGGGAAAAGUUCUCUGCAACUUCCCCGAACUCAUCCUCGCCCCUAUAACCGCAUCACGGUAGAGUCAGCAUUUGACAAUCCAACUUAUGAGACUGGAUCUCUUUCCUUUGCAGGAGACGAGAGAAUAUGAAGUUUCCAUCUAGGUGGGAGCAGCCUGGGGUAGGGCUCCCGGCUUUCUGCUGUCCCUCACCUCCUGUACAUACCACCUGGGAAGAGACACCACCAACCCCUUCCCUGCCUGCAAUGCCCACAGUGACCUAUUCUCUUGGCACCACUGCCCGCUUAGGGCCCCUCUUUGGAUUCAGGGGGCACCUGCCUCGGGUAGAACCUAGCUGGAGCACAUUACCAGCAGCCAACAUUCUCCUGCUUCUCUUUUGCCCUGGACCUCCAGCCUGGAAGUUGCAGGCAGAGCAGGGGCACUUUCUACACAUAGCCACCAUCCAGCCCUGGCAUGUGAGGACUCCAGAAGAGCUGACUUGACAGCAGGGUGCCCCUCAUGGGGCCAACUACCAGAGACUGAAAUUCUCAACCAUGACCUCUUGGUAGUCCUGGCAUGCCAACGCCAGCCCCCUCAGGGAGGUUUCUAGUCCCUCUCUAAAGGCUCAGAAUUGGACAGUUAAGCCUUCUGUCCUGUCCUGGGGAGGUGAUGAUUUAAGGAAUCCUAAACGGUCCAGGGACUCUAUCCCAAGCCCAGGCUGGGCCUCACUGGAUACUCACGCUCCACACCAAAGCAGGACACCCCGGCUCCCUGGCACCCCUCUACCCUGAGGAGGGAAAGCCCUUCCUUGAAGUUUAUCUGGCUGUUACAAAUGUCCCUUUCCCACCAGUCCCUCCUCUAAGCCACUUACCAUGUUGCCCCUUCCUGACACUAUGUUAUGGCAUGCCAGGGAAGGGCAGGUACAUUCUGGAGAGGAGCAGAUGUCCAAGGACCCAGGAAUGUGGCACAGAGCAGAAGUCAAAAAUCCCCAGGAGGAAUCUCAGUCCGGACCGAAGGCCGCUUUGUACAUAUGAUGUAUUAUAUGGGGUCUGGGCUCCAGCCAGAGAACAAUCUUUUAUUUCUGUUGUUUCCUGAUUAAAAUGGUGUUUUGGAAAAAAAAUCAA
This is a messenger RNA of Arvicanthis niloticus (Nile rat), 4123 nucleotides long. RefSeq names its product seizure related 6 homolog (gene Sez6). The record is from RefSeq and is a predicted model, not a curated record. NCBI's taxonomy places the organism in Eukaryota, Metazoa, Chordata, Mammalia, Rodentia, Muridae.